This is a messenger RNA of Paramuricea clavata, 5793 nucleotides long. The record is from the annotation of a GenBank genome assembly. NCBI's taxonomy places the organism in Eukaryota, Metazoa, Cnidaria, Anthozoa, Malacalcyonacea, Plexauridae.
AUGAUUCUUAUUGCAACAAAGAUCAUUGUUGGCAUUCAUAUCUUGAUAUAUUUUGCUACAAGUCUGGUCGUUUGUAAUAAUGAUAUCCCGUUUUGUCGCAAGCGGUUCAAUGAACUGAGAGAAAACGAUAAAAACUGGCGUAAUCGAUACUUGAAUGGUGAAGGUCAAAAUCUUGCUACACCGCGCUGUGAAGCAGAUAAAGAAUACAAUUACGAGAGGAUGUGUAUGUACAAGAAGAUAUGCUUUCAUAGUAUCAAUAAAGGUAAUUUACGAAUACAGUACAGGGCCCAGAAUGUUUUCAUCACUCUGCUGCAUCAAAAUAAAGAUUAAUGCAUGCAUGCAUAGUUCCAGGAAAGAAUCUAUAUUUUCGGUUGUGAAAGACAUUUCUUUAAUUAAAGCGCAACAUGCAAAUUGACUUUAGAAUAAUUCCAGUACAGUAUCAAGAGAGUAUUUUGCUUUCAUAAUUCAUUUUAAAACAUAUAGAAAGCAAUAUAUUGUCAGCUCACACAAUUAUCCUCUUUCUUUUACAAAUUGAUUGUAGUUCCCUAUAAAUUCAGAAAGUGCAAUAAGUGCUUAUAUAUAAUUUUCCUUCUGCGUUUUCAGGCAUUCUGGCAUCCUUGUGUAGAAACGUAGGAUAAAAGUAGGACUAGAAUUUCGGGAAAAGUAGGAAUAAAGAAGGAAAAUGUACAGAAAAGUAGGAUAAAAGUGGGAGAUUUUGGAGAUGCAAAUAACACAAAAAUAUACAAAUUACCCCUUAGGAUAUAUGUGGUAAGGGGUGGACCAUUAGAUGAUGAAGAAGUUGUGUGAAGUUUUGGUGCUCAAUAUUUUUUUUGUACUUAUUCAUCUAUGCAGGAUUUUUUCUAAAAACUUUUAAAAAUUAGAUAUUAAUAUAGGCAAUGAAUGUUGCAUCGGUAUAAAAGCUAAGGCAUCUGCACUGCAGCAACACUAUUAAAAUGCGUUAUGCGUGCGAGUGCAUGUACUUGGCCACGUCAUACACCUUAAUCCACACUGUGCGGCAGGAGCAUAUGAUGCUUGAUUAACUGGGGGGUUGAAUAUUCGGAAUCUCUAGAGUCUAGAUCAUAGGAAGUGGCAUUUUCAGAGUCUUCAUUAAUUUAUUGAUUAUGAUUCUGGGAAUGCUGUGGAAUUUUAUACUCGGAAAAUGUACUUUUUCUCUUCCUGAGAUCAUAUCAUCUGGGACAUAAAAAUUACGAGUUCUAUAGAUCUAGCGAUAACAUAUACUGAUUCCCCAACGGCUGUCUUAAAAAGGUAGGAUUUAUGAAAAAGUAGGAAAAUCAAGGAAUUUUUAACAAAAAGUAGGAAAGCUAGGAAAGUUGAAGAAAAGUAGAGAAAAGUAGGAAAAGGUAGGAAAAGUAGGAUGGCCUGCGUUUUAAGUCUAAUAGUUUUAAAAAUAACAAUAAUAAAUAUUUCUAGUUUUGCCUGUGAAAAAAAAUGUUAGAAGAUGCAUGAAUUACAUUUCUUUAAAGUGCAUAUGACAUGAAAUUUCUUAUUUUCUUAAAUGAAAGAACUCUUUAAGGUGUAGUGUAACUUAUUUUUCAGUUUUUUGUUUGGUAUGUAAAUGAGUGUGAAUAUGUCCGCUAAUUUAUGACGUCAUGUUGGUUGCAAGCUCAACUUACACUGGUUAUAAAUCAAUUAACUCUAAAAACUGUAGAUAUUUAUUCACGUUUUUCAACAGUGUUUCAUCACAUUCAUCAGUGAGUGAAGUUUGAAAUUAUCAUCUUGGAUGAUAGCAGUGAUAUUCAACCAUUUUAAAGAGCUUGCAACCAACAUGACGUCAUAAAUUAGCGGACAUAUUCACACUCAUUUACAUAUCAAACAAAUUGAAAUAUCUCGGGAACAAACCAUAAAAACAAGAAACUGAAAAUUAAGUUACACUACAGCUUAAAGAGUUCUUUCAUUUAAGAAAAUAAGAAAUUCCGUGUCAUAUGCACUUUAAGUGUUGGCCAAAUAUUUCAAAUUUUAUGCUUUUGAUAAAUUUGUAAACAUUGUCUUUGAAAGAUUUUACUGAUCUGUAACUUGACACACAUUCACUCUCAAACAAAAUAACCUUUUAUAGAAAAAGUAAAAUAAAGAAAUAUGAAUGCUGAAGAUUAUCUCUUGCUAAACAUAAUUUAUUGACUUAAUUCGCUAGAACAACAGUUCAAUGCAAGUCUAUACAAAUAGUCUGUAAUGAUAUAUCGCUCUUUCUACAGGACUCCCUGCUGAACCCUACUUGCUGAUCAAAUCAAAGUCUGGAAUCCACGCCAUUGAUUUGACAACCCUAAACACAACUGUCUCAACCCUAAACACAACUGUCUCAACCCUAAACACAACUGUCUCAACCCUAAACACAACUGUCGCAACCCUAAACACAACUGUCGUCAUCAGUGGCCUUGCACGUGGGACGAUGGAGAUUGACACCGUGGAGAACAACUUAUACAUCGCAGACAACAACAGUAUAUCAAGGAUAAAUUUGGAUGAUCAUGACAUGUGCGUAGAAGUCAUUUUACAAAAUGUUAGUGCUGAUGACAUGGCAAUUAACUGGAUAGAAAAACGUCUGUACUGGACUGAAUAUUCAAAAAAGCAAAUUUACGUAGCGAAUUUGGAUGGAGAAAAUAGAACUGUGCUAAUGAACACAAAGAGUUACCCGUCUAGUAUAGCAAUGGACGCAACAGUGAGGUAAGAUUAUUGAUUUGAAGAAUUUCUUUAUGACGUGCUGUAUAUCUGAUGACGAAUUAUUUCAGUUGACUUUCAUGCGCUCCCCCAAUUUAUUUUUUUUGUGUUUUCCAUUACUUUUUGUCUGAAAUGCGGGUUCGUCGAGGACAAAUUUUAGGACGAAAUCCGAGGCUCAGAAUGCAGGAAAUGGCAUUUCCAAGGUUUAAAAUUCAAAAUUUUUUCCGGACCCCUAGUCGUGCGAGGUCUAGGAUUUCAGGAUGGAUCCGUCCCUGGGGUGCCCUUUUUAGUCAGAGCCCCUUUGAGAUGCUUCCGUGCCUAUAAUCAUGGCGCUGCGGCGUUUGCGGUUUUUUUUUCGCCGAGUCGGACCAUAGACAACCGAGAAGACAGGGAUGGCAACAAAGCCACAUAGCGCUUUAGCCCGCAUUUCUAGUCCCUGACUUCUGGAUUGUCUUUGGUCGGACUUUUGUGUGGUCUCUAUUCUGUGAGACAGAGAUUAUACCAAGCCGAUCAAGUCUUUUAAACGACGAAUGUACACACUCCAUAUAUAGAGUUCUGAUAAAUUCUUUGUAGUUUUUCGCGGCGAUAGCGUACAAUACAAGUUUUAGUAAAAAUACUUUGCAGGGCUUUCUUUCCACAUCUCAAACGCAUUAAUAAUUCAUGAGUAAACUAGCCAACCCUAUUGUUCACAUGACAAUACUGGAUACCUGGUGAAGAGUAUUGUCCUUGGACUGGAUCAAAAUUAAUUCAGUCCUUGGACUGGAUCAAAAUUAAUUCACUUCAGUUUAAAGGUGCAGUGUCAUGGCACUGAUUGGCUAAAAUAAACGGCGCAAAGAAACGUUUAAAAUUAAUGCUACAUGACUGGAAAAGAUACAACAGCCUUCAAUUUUUAAAACGGAUACAAGAGUGUCCUGCAUAACGAAGGGAUUAUAAAUAGAAUAUUGUAUUUCACUUCUAUCUUGAUUAAUUGUUGGCAGACAGUUUUUCACGUUUGCGCAUAUUUUAGAUGCGCAGUAAAACCGUGACACUGCCUCUUUAAGCAGUGAUUUAUUCUUAUGAUAUGUCAUUUCAAAUCCUCCAAUUCGGACUGGAUUAGAUUUCAAGUCCUCGCACUUUGAUCCAGUCCUAUCAGACUUUAUCAAAUUGCGCGCACUUGAGAUCUAGUCCAGUCCUCAUAGUCGGAUUUGAAAUAUUACACCUAUAGUAUUGUGCUUUCUAAUCUUUUUAUAUUGGAAAUAAAUACAUUCAUGCAGUACAUUUUCCUUUCAAAAGCUCUCGGGAGGUAGACAAUUUGUAUAUAUAUUCACUGAUGGAGACAAGUAUGAAAUGAAACGUACCUCUAUAGCCGGUAAACUCAUACUGUAAUGUAAACAAAAUACAAACAUUCCACACUGCAUGUCGUUAUGUACAAUCUUUAUAUUCAAUCUCAAUUUUUUUUCUUGAAAUUGAUUACAGAAUACUUUUUCUACGGCCUUUCGGCAGCAUUUUCCUUGGAAUAUAGUAACUUAUAGUUAUUUAGUACCAACAUAUUUAACGAACAGCUCAUCUGUACCCGUCUUUUAACAUAUUAUCGUUCUUCCUUGCUUCAUAGGUAUUUGUUUUGGACCGAGCCUAUUGCAAAGUUCGUCCGGGGAAUAAGUUUGGCUCCUAAGUACAAAGUCAUGUCAAACCGGGCGUUCUCUGAACCUUACGCUAUUACUGUUGAUUGCACCAAGAACCGAGUUUACUGGCUCGAGAAAGGGAUUCAAUCCGGCGUUGACCAUAUUGUUUCAAGUGAUUAUGAUGGCGUGGACCAGAAAACUAUUAAGAGUGGAUCAUUCAAUGAUCAUUUACUGGGCGUGCUUGAAGAUUCACUGUACUUCAUGAAAAAUGAUCUAUUCUAUGUAAAUGAAAUGAAUAUCUCAAAUGGAAAUAUAUCUCGUAAUAUUCUGUUGGACAACAAUUCAUAUUAUGAUGACCUGGUCCUUGUACAUAGCUCUAUACAGCCUCAAGAGCGAAUGGGUGAGUUAUAAUAAUCAUCAUAAUAUUGCUGAGUACCCAUUAAUUGAUUGGCUCACAUUAUGAAUGCUAAAAUUGAUUAAAAUGCAGAGACAAUCCUGUUAGGGCUACUUCGGUCCGUGAUAAUGUAAUAAAGCAAAUGAACCGAAAACGAGGCUGCAUGGGCAAAAAACUAAGACAGUGGACAAGUCUAAAUUCCAAGUACUGUGACUGCCACUUAAAGUAGGUUAGCAUCUAGAAAUCGUCAAGUGUGUCGCUUUCAUUUCUACCGUAAGUGACUUGAAUUAACGAUUAAGAUUCAAUCAUCAAUGCCGACUUGUACUGCCACCAAUAUUUUUUUACUUCAAUACCUUGCAAUUACCUAAUUGACUGCAUUAUUCAUCAUUAUAAUAUUAGCGGGCAUAUAGCUUUUUCCGGGUUAAGAAUGAUUAAUAAGCAGACUAAGAUGCAUUCCAACCCGCUGAAGCCAUUUUUAUACUAGUAGAUGGCUGCUGGCAGUUGUUUUACAUUUGUAAUGAGAAACGACUGAUCAUAAGCAUCCAUAGAAUUACCGAAUGUAGAUGAGUUUUUGCAUGUAGAUGGAAAUUUAUAUGCAGUUUUAAACCGGGGUUGUACUGAACUCAUACAGGUAUAAAGAUUUUUGUUCAUUAUUUGUACAAAUACAACCUUAUUUGCUACCAGUUACUUUGCUUUGUAUCAAUAUUUACUUGUCAAUUAAGUUGAUAUUUAUGUUUGCCAAAAAAAAUUUCUGAGUACUGGGAAUCGAACCAGUUGCAAUAUUGUACCAGUAGAUUAUUGUACACAUAUUGUAAAAUAGAUUAUUGCACAUAUAUUUAUAUAACAAUUAUGCAGGGUGAAGUAAUAAGAGAAAAAAAUAUUUAGGCUCAUUUCGCAAGUCAGUGAUAUUGGCAAAUGAGACAAUUGAAUUUCAUAAUAAGCUGGAAGAAUGGUUGCCAAGACAAGGAUAUUGGAGAAUAUGUUGGAGAGCCAGCGAACAUGGUUGGGCAGCCUCGACAUUUCAUCGGAAAUGCGACGGGAAAGUACCGACCAUAACCAUCGUUCAAGUUGUCAAGAAUAAUAAGAGUUUGGUCUUUGGUGGCUACGCUACCAGAUCAUGGGCUGGAG